AUGCUUCAGAAACAAUUCAUGGCAAGUUGGGUCACUAUAUUUUUAAACCAGUUAGAGACUCAAUUAUCCUUACAAGCAGAACCUUUUAUAACAUUUCAAUUUAGUUCAAUCGGAUUAGAUGGAUUCCCAUCAUCAAGAACAGUUGUUUACCGAGGAUUUUUGUUCAAUGACGAGAGUAAUAACAUCAUAACGUUCACCACUGAUAAAAGAAUGGAUAAAUAUCAACAAUUAUUACAAAAUGAUAAAUUUGAAGCAGUAUUCUAUUUCAACCAUGUAAAGACACAAUUCAGAUUCAAAGGUCAUGCUAAAGUCAUCGAUAGUGAACAUAAACCACUCAUAAAUUUGAAUAAUAUUCAACCAAGAAGUGUAGGAGAAAGUUAUGAUGACGAAGAAGAUCAUGAAGAAGAUCAAUUACAACUUAAUUUGAAUAAAAUGGAUAUUUCUGCUUCACAAAAACCCAAGACAUGUCAAAAGUCAUCAAUAGAUUACAAUUUAAUUUCACCAACAUUGGUAAAUACUAAUGACAAUGGAUCAUCUUUAAAUUUAGCAGAAUUAAAUAUUCAUCCCCCAACUAACGAAGAAUAUGACAUAGAACUUCAAAGACAAUGGGAUAAUUUAUCCAAGAACUUGAAGAAAUCAUUCAGAAAACCACCACCAAAGUCAUUAAUGACUCCUGAGUUAUCCAAAAAGAUAGAUUCCAUAAAUAGAGGUGUUGAUGGUAAAAAAGAUAUCGAUGGUUUCAAGAAUUUCUCCCUUGUGGGUUUAUUUAUAGAUCAUGUUGAUUAUUAUGAUGGUGAACAUGAAAAGAGAUACAUAAGUGAAAGGGAUGAAUAUGAUUUAUGGAAAGAAACUGAAGUUUGUCCAUAA
This is a messenger RNA of Yamadazyma jaroonii, 867 nucleotides long. Lineage: Eukaryota; Fungi; Ascomycota; Pichiomycetes; Serinales; Debaryomycetaceae. The record is from the annotation of a GenBank genome assembly.